CCUUAAAGAGUUGCUGAGAGCUAAAUUAAUUGAAUGCGGCUGGAAGGAUCAGUUGAAGGCACAUUGCAAAGAUGUCAUUAAAGAAAAAGGAUUAGAGCAUGUUACUGUUGAUGAUUUGGUGGCAGAAAUCACUCCCAAAGGUAGAGCCUUGGUACCAGACAGUGUAAAGAAGGAACUCUUGCAAAGAAUAAGAACCUUCCUUGCCCAGCAUGCCAGUCUUUAACUUUGACAUUCAUCUGGGAUACCAGUGGUUUUGGUUCUGUAUUAUGUCAAUCAUGUCAGGAUUGGAAUGCAGUUUUCCAUACUUAAGGAUGGAAAAUCAUUAUUUUUUUGUAUGAUGAGUUGAAGUUUCUUUGCAUUGCAUCAAUUUCUUAAACUUGGUAUUAUUUUAAUAAAAAUUUUUGUGGACUUGUG
Mesitornis unicolor (brown roatelo) is the source of this 414-nucleotide messenger RNA. It is a transcript of the gene ENY2, whose product is annotated as enhancer of yellow 2 homolog (Drosophila). The record is from RefSeq and is a predicted model, not a curated record. The annotation marks the transcript as partial. Gene Ontology annotation, molecular function: transcription coactivator activity; chromatin binding. Lineage: Eukaryota; Metazoa; Chordata; Aves; Mesitornithiformes; Mesitornithidae. Gene Ontology annotation, biological process: poly(A)+ mRNA export from nucleus; regulation of transcription by RNA polymerase II; positive regulation of DNA-templated transcription. Gene Ontology annotation, cellular component: nuclear pore; DUBm complex; SAGA complex. The transcript is spliced from 3 exons.